This is a messenger RNA of Meleagris gallopavo (turkey), 4641 nucleotides long. Lineage: Eukaryota; Metazoa; Chordata; Aves; Galliformes; Phasianidae. The record is from RefSeq and is a predicted model, not a curated record.
GCAUCUCUCACCCCUCACCAUCGCUUCCCCCUCCCUCCCCUCUCCCCUUGCACUGCACCGCGGUGCCUUUGCUUUGCACGCCCCUUGCACGGCAGCUCACACUUACCAGCACGGCCGAGGCCUGUUGGGUAGUGGAGCAGCCAGGCGCGCUGCUGGCGUACUGGUGGCCGUGUGCCCGUCCUUGCUGUGCAGCUGUUCCUUCCCUCCUAACAACGUCACUGCUGCCGGCCCCAAUCCCCGCCCGCCGUGGCUUUGGGGUCAGAGCUGCGCUCCCACCCUCCCCAUCCCAGCCCCGUGAUUUUGGAUGAGCACAGUGUGGGGUGACCCGAUGCCGCCCGUCCCUGCCAGGGCUUGGGGAUGGUGGUAGGAAACCCCAGAGGUGUGUGAGGCUGUGGGGUUGCUGGGGGACCACAGGGAUAAUGUUUCAGCUGCAGAAAUUUCAUUGCUGCCACUCUCCAGGAUAACACCAGGGUGCCCCACUCCCCGCUCCUUCUGCCGGACAUCUCCGCCUGCAGCACUCAGCCCCCUCCUGCACAGAGCAGGCAGCACCCAUCCCUGAUGCCCUCUGCCAAAGCCAAGGGAGGCUUUUCCCCCUUUUCUGCUAAGGGGAAGGUGCUGAGCAAGCUGCGAGAUGCUGAGCUGGAUGCUGCAGGCAUACGUGAGGCAGGAGUUGGGUGCUGCAGGGAGAGCUGCUCGGUCCCCCUGCAAACACAGAGCAAAGACCUUGCAGCAAAGCCAUGGGUGGAGUUGCAGGCUGAGCAUCUGCACGGUGCUCCCUUUCUGCAGCCCCCAUUGCACCAAGGUGAGCCCCUGCUCCCCGCCAGCACGUUUCCCCAACCAGCACAGGGUACAGUGAUGUCCCUGCUGUGACAGCAGCACAAGGAAACUGGGCCACUUUGAGAUGCAUGGUGCUGACACCUAAACCCUUGGCAUCACGCAGGCUCUAACACUGACCCCAGGUGGGCUGUGACAUGGCCCAUGGCCAGCAUGGGAUUGGGCUGUCCCACAGGGAACCACAGACACCCUAUUGUCGGGAGCCACUCAUACUGCUCUCCCCUGCCCUGUUGUUCCCCCCCAGGGCAAUGUUCCCUAGGGAAGGCGUUGGUGGCUGGAGACCUCACUCGUGAGGCUGCGUGGGUGACAAAUGUGGCUUUGUUCAGUCUGUGCUGUGCUGCAGGACGAUGGCCCCGCUCUCCUCCUGGUGCCACGCUGUGCUCAGUGCCCCAGAGGUGCUCAGGGGGUGCACUGGGGAUGUGGGGCUUAGAGCAUGCCUCUGUGCUUUGUGUGCUCUGUGUAAUUCCUUGCUUUAUCCCCUCCCUACUGAUGUCCCCUUCCAAUGGAGAUGUCACUGCCUGAGUGCACCCCCCAAAUCUGGAUGGGUGCUGCUGUUGCAGCAACCAUGAAAAGGGAGAGGGAGAGAAGAGCUUCCCCCUUCCACCUGCCCCAGCAGCUUUGAAACAAUGGAAACCCCUCACUGAUGUCCCUGAGCCCAUUAGCAUUGUGUGCUCGUGUGUACGGUUUGGAAGGCAUUAUGGGAAAAAUAUUUCUGCAUAGAUUUCCCAUUGUACUGCAAGAGCGGUGGUCAGCGGAGGGCAGGGGCGGUGGGCAGAGGGAGGAUCAGGGUGUUCCCAAAGGGAUUUAAGCCCAAGGGGUGAGCACAGAUGCUGCUGGGGCUGUCUGAGGCUCACUUUGCAGCUGGAGAAGUUUUCCUAAAGGAUUGCCAGGGUGAGUAGUUGGUCUUACCAGGAAGAUGUUUUAGAUUUUGAUAACCUUCUGAUUAAAACAAAAUGAUCAGGGAAAAGUGGUCUGAGUGGGACUGAUGGUGUGCAAUGGGGAAAUGCAGCUGGGGGUGGGGUGGGAAGGCAGGCUGGGUGUCUGACUGAGCUCCUGGACCCUUGAAGAGCAGAUUAUGGGACCAAACUCCAUGCUGCACAGUGCAGCACCACGGGAAUGUGAAGGCAUGCGGUGCCCCUCGCUGUGGUCCUGGGAGCUCCCAGGGGAAGGCAUGCAGAUCCCAGCACCACCCAGAGCACCAAUGUCCACCAGUGUGGGAUUGCUGCAAGGCUGACAUCCUUUUUGGUGACAUUGGCGACCACGGUCCCCUGCCUGAGAUGCGUUAUUGUGUGUUUAUGGUGCAGUGGGAACAUCCCUGUGGCAGCCAGUGGUCCCCCCCGGUGCCCUCUGAGGCCAUCCCCCAAUGCAGCAUCCUCACACUAUCUCUUUGCUCUCCUGCAGAUGCCGUGUUGGGGCCGCCUGCUUUCCACCUGGAUGCUGCUCUUCCGCAGGAAGACCCCGGGCGGCUCGGUGCCCUCCAGCCUCCGCCGCUGCCUUUCCCCCUCUGACCUGGUUGCACUGGGAGUGGGCAGCACGCUGGGAGCUGGUGUCUACGUGCUGGUGGGGGACGUGGCCAAGACCACCUCCGGCCCCAGUAUCAUUAUUUCUUUCCUGAUUGCAGCCAUUGUGUCCAUUUUAUCUGGGUUGUGCUAUGCCGAAUUCGGGGCGCGCGUGCCCAUGGCCGGCUCUGCUUAUCUCUACUGCUAUGUGACAGUGGGCGAGCUGUGGGCGUUCAUUGCUGGGUGGAAUCUGCUGCUGUCCUAUGUCAUCGGUACCGCCAGCGUUGCUCGAGCCUGGAGUGCUACCUUUGAUGAACUCCUUGGCAAGAGGAUGGGGAGGUUUUUGGAUGCCCAUGCCUCCAUCAACUCCGCAGGGCUGGCGGAGCAUCCCGAUGUCCUUGCUGCAUGCCUGGUGGUGCUGCUAGCAGGGCUGCUUUCCUUUGGAGUGAAGGAGUCCACCACAAUCAACAAAGCUUUCACUGCCCUCAAUGUACUCAUCCUGCUCUUCAUCACAGCCAGUGGCUUCAUCAAAGGCGACCUGAGCAACUGGCAGCUGCGGGAGGAGGACCUGCCCUGGGCAGCCCAUGGGGCCGGGAACCAAUCCAUGUCUGACAACAAAACUGGUGUCUUUGGGGUGGGAGGCUUCAUGCCGUAUGGUUUCACUGGCAUCUUGGCUGGAGCUGCCACCUGUUUCUAUGCUUUUGUUGGGUUUGACUGCAUUGCUACCACAGGGGAAGAAGUGAGGGACCCACAGAGAUCCAUCCCCAUGGGCAUCAUCCUUUCCCUCCUCGUCUGCUUCCUGGCAUACUUUGGAGUAUCUGCUGCCCUCACCUUGAUGAUGCCCUACCACCUCCUGGACACCACCAGCCCCUUCCCAGUGGCUUUUGACUAUGUUGGCUGGGGCACUGCAAAGCACGCUGUGGCUGUAGGGUCCUUGUGUGCCCUCAUCACCAGCCUCCUGGGCUCCAUGUUCCCCAUGCCAAGGAUUCUGUAUGCCAUGGCUCGAGAUGGGCUCCUCUUCAGUCCUCUGGCCAAAGUCAGUCACCGUCAGUGCCCGGUGGUGGCCACGCUGGUGUCUGGAGCAGUGGCAGCUCUCCUGGCUCUCCUCCUUGACCUGAAGGCUCUGGUGGACACCAUGUCCCUUGGCACACUGCUGUCCUACUCACUGGUGGCUGGCUGCGUGCUUCUGCUCAGGUACCGCCCUGAGCCCUGCACCCAGGAUGUUCCUGUGAGGAAGGUCCCGGUGGCACAGUCCUGGUGGCAGGCUGUGCUGCGGCCACCCCCCCAUCCCACCCCGCAUUCCUACACCGUGGUGUCCUGGGCUCUGCUGGCCAUCGCCGCGCUGCUCGGUGCCGUCAGUGGGCUUAGCGGUGCCGCGCUGCCCUGCCUGCAUGCCUAUGGGGCCGGCUGCGGGGCUGCCCUGGUUCUGCUGCUGCUGGGAAUCCUGGUGGCCGCUCUGCUCGUCCGGAGGCAGCCCCAGAGCCGGGAGAGAGCAUCUUUCAUGGUUCCCUGCCUGCCCUUCCUGCCACUGCUCAGCAUCACUGCCAACAGCUGCCUGAUGGCACAGCUCAGUGCGGCCGCAUGGCUGCGGUACCUGCUUUGGAUGGCCCUUGGUUUCUUCAUUUACUUUGGCUAUGGGAUCUGGCACAGUGCUGAGAACCACCAGCCCCGGGAGCUGCAGGAGGACAGCGCUGGGGAUGCAGUGCCCAUGUGCCUGGGGAGGGCUGGAAGGGACGGCCUGGUCCCCAGCACCUGGCUUCAUCCACCCUGUGCACAGGGAGCUGCUGUCCUUGAGCAGCCCCAACCCUCAAGGCAAGCCCCUGCCAAAGGAGCUUUGUUCAGAGAGGAUAAAGCAGUCAAGCUUUUUUGCUGGUUUUGUUAUUUUUCUGCCACCCCACCAGACCCCAAAAACACUGACACUGGGUUCUCGAGGCUGCUGCUUCUCAUCAACUUGUCAUUGUUACAGCCAGUAGCACGUUGGCCUAGUGCACAACUCACACACACACACAAACACACGCACAGACACCCACACCCCGACUACACAGCCCCAAGGAGGGGACAGACUGAUGACAACCUCUGGAGUGGUGACUGUUCCACCACGCUCAUGUGUGCCCAGGGGAAAGUGCUGUGUGCAUCCAGCCCAUACCUGUGUCCAUCUAUGUGCGGUGGCCCCACGGCCCUGUUGGAGUCCCCUGGCUUGGAGCAGGGGGAUGUGACCUGCUGGCAUCCUGUGGAAGGAUGCUCUGCUCCCAGGUGUGCAUCUCUACCCAGCACUGGGAGAGAAGAUGAGGCUGGUGGUGCCGGCUGA